Molecule: messenger RNA, 2525 nt
Organism: Microplitis mediator
Lineage: Eukaryota; Metazoa; Arthropoda; Insecta; Hymenoptera; Braconidae
Gene: swi2
Product: protein singed wings 2
Exons: 8
Coding region: 574-1992 (472 amino acids)
Cellular component (GO): plasma membrane
Molecular function (GO): protein binding
Source: RefSeq, a predicted model, not a curated record
AUAUAUGUAUAAGAUUAAUGUAAUUCUAUGACAGGAGUAAAAAAUAUAAAUAAGUAUUAUAAAGAUUGAGAAUAAAUAAAUAUGACAUUAUUAUUUAGUAUUGUGUAUAUAAUAGUUGUGCCAGCCGGUAAAUCCCAAUGUUUCCCGACAAAUUCGAGCUCCAGCUAAAAACAGUACGUCGAUCUACGAGCCAACAUUCAGAGCAGUUUAACAAAACGUGUAAUAAAUAAUCUAGCUGCCACGAAAUUAAAACUCUCAUAAAAUACUCAAGGUUACUAAUUCCCGUUAAAUUAAAUUUUAAAUUUCAAAUUAAAAAGUUACUAUAAAUAGUGAAAUUUAUUUACAAGCGCAGCAUAAUUGCCUCAUAUAUCAACAAUUAUAAUCCCAUAUAAAAAUCACCACAGAUACGCACACACAUGAUAACAUUCAGGUGUAUUGUUAUGUAAUCCACCUGCCGCUUGCUCGUACAGUUGAUUCAAGGUAAUAAAAGUGAUACCCAAUCAAUAAAAUAAAUCUUAGACUCAUCGAGAUUUACUUGUGUGCUACUUACUUUUGAUAUUUAUUAGCUCGACAAUGGCAUUGAGCGAUAAAAUGAAUGCAUGCAACCCGACAAUUGCGGAGAGACACAAUGCAGCCUCAAAUUGUCUUAUACAGAACAACACUCAUCAGUUAUACUGCUGGGGCAAUAAUCGUUACGAUAAUUACUAUUUUAAUGAACUGGGAGUAAACGCAAAUGACGUCUGGUUAUUAACGAUUUGUAACACAUCACAAUUAUUAUUCAACGCAAAUCGAAUAUUAAGUAAAUUCUACAAUGUUAGUGAGCUGAUUAUAGUCGAUGGUAAUUUGACCAAAAUCACUAAUGCAUUCCCUGCAGAAGCUACUAAACUUGAAAGAAUUCAUAUCAGCGGAACAAAACUCCGUUAUCUGCCAGACGACUGCUUUAAAAAUUUACCGGCGUUACGUAGUGUAGACUUGAGGAAUAAUUCAUUGACAGUGAUUAAUCCGAAAGUGCUGUCGUCGUCGCCGUUGACACAGGCACUCGAUUAUUCUGUUUAUUUAGCUGGUAAUCCUUGGAAAUGCGACGAAAAUAUGGUUUGGAUAAUAAAUGAUGAAAAUUAUUCUUCUCUGAUAAAAAGAAUUGUUGAUAGAGAUAAAUUGGACUGCACUGAGCCCUAUGCAAGUCGCUCUCUUAUCGCAGUGAUUAGCAUAAUAACGACUCUGAAACAAGAAUGUCAACAAACUCCCUGUGAGUGCGAAUUGGUGUACGUAAUUGGAGGGCAUUUUAACCGAAGGGAGCAAAAUUUCCAUCAGAGAUCACAACUCAUGGCAUUUAUUACCGUCAAUUGUAGCUUUCUGGGUCUUACUGAGAUGCCUAAAUUUAUACCAGAAAAUACGACGAAACUUUAUCUUACUGGCAAUAAGAUCAGCGAUCUUAGUCCUCUUGUGGAGAAUCCCGUUUAUAGACAAGUUCUCGAUCUUUAUUUAGACGAUAAUUUAAUUGGAUCAAUUGCUCAAUUAGACGGUUCUUAUUGGCUCGAGCACUUUCGAUUGUUCAGUCUUCGAGGGAACAAAUUAACAGACUUACCGACUUACGCUCUAGAAAACGCUCUGCACAACAGCGUAACUGCCGUCAGUGUUUUUCUGGGCGACAAUCCUUGGACGUGUGACUGCUUCUUCACCCCCGGGUUCCAAGAUCUUUUAAUUAAAUAUACAAACAUAUUCAAAGAUAUAAAUGAUGUUAGAUGCAACUCAACGUCAUCUUUAUACAGCAGCGAACAUAAUAAAAUUUUAAAUAAACCUAUUAAGGAUUUAACUAGAACGGAAAUAUGUAUAAUUUAUGAUGAAGAAAGUUGGUUGUCAUUCUACCCACUCGACAUCUUGAAUGUCAUCUUAGCACUUAUAAUUGUUUUCAUUAUCGGAAAACUUGCUUACGACUACUGGGCCUUCAAAAAGACAGGAAAGCUGCCCUGGAUCGUUACUAAAAUUCCAUGAUUAUUUAUAAAUUAUUAUUUAUUUUAAAAAAAUUUUUUCGGAUGAUUUUAAAAAUUUUAAACUCGUUCAACAAACACGCUCUGUAAGUUCGCUAACUAAAGACCAAAAGGUUCAAAGCGUCCUUUUAUACCAGGCUCCUCAUUAACUUCUACUAUCAAGUUUCUUCCAAAGGUUUCGAGCUUAAUUAUUAAUACCAACUGAUUGGUAAUCACGAAUUAGCAAGCCGGAGGAGGGAUGAAAAGACUUCUUAAACUUUUUUCAGUCUUCAGUAUCCAGUGGAGCUUCAAGUAGAAAAUUAAGUUCUAUUUGAAAACUGCCGGACAUCAUCCGAAAAAUGUAUCUAGUAAAUUGUGUGUAGAUUUAAAAAGUAUUGAGUUUUAAAUGAAUUUAUAGGAUAUACUUAUUAUGAUAUAUCUUUGGAAGGCGAUUUUCUGGGGAUACGUGAUUUUUUUUUCGGCGAUACUGAAGGAAAGAAAAAUCGAUAGUGAUAUGUAUAGAUGUAUAAAUUACUUGAGUGAGUGAACUAAUAAAAU